GAUGUGCGACUGUAUGGACAUCACCGAUAGAAACGGAUUAAAUGAGUUGAUAUAGUCAUCAUCGACGGGUGCCAACCAUUACAUCAAUAUUAUGACAAACACUGGUCGUCUCCCUUGCCUUACAUUUAUCCGUGAAUUUCAAUUCACUGUUCAUAUAAUCAAUUUGUUGUCCAUUGCAUGCGUUUCCGUCAGUUCAGGUAUUCCGGGAAUCAAAUUAAGAACCGCUGAAUUAGGAGAGGAUAAUACCGCCUUCCCUGAAUACAGAGCACUGGUAGGCGAUAGAGUGCAACUGCCUUGCAAUAUAAGUAUGCCAUCGAAAGACGACUCGAUAACAUUGAUUCUGUGGUAUAGGGGCGACACGACAGGCGGUCCCAUAUACUCAGUGGACGCCAGACAAAUGCCUACCAAACAGGGCCAACACUUCCUGAGCGAUGACCUCACAAAUAGGGCGACACUUAAUAUAUCCAUCAGACCGGCGAUCCUCACCAUAGACCCGGUGCGAGCCGAGGAUGAGGGCGAGUACAGGUGUCGAGUGGACUUCCGGUGGGGCCGUACCAUGAAUACGGUGGUCGGCCUUAUAGUGAUCGUCCCUCCUCGACGAGUGAUCAUUAAGAAUGAACGUCUGGAGCCAUUAGACGAGUUGGCCGGACCUUAUCAGGAGGACAGCGACGUGAGGCUGACGUGCGAAGCGAAAGGUGCCAGGCCGCCAGCUCUGGUCAAAUGGUAUCGCCAUAACCAAGUGAUCGAUGACUCGUUUGAGAUCAUUCAAGAGGGGGCGCGAGUCCGCAACGAUCUCACCAUUAAUAAAGUGACCAGGGCUGAUUUAUUUGCCGUGUAUAGGUGUCAAGCCUUCAACACCAACCAUACCGUUCCCAUCGAAGCCAAAGUUAUAUUAGACAUUACGCCAUUCAUACCGAUCACUAUAAGGCCGACCACCGUAUUCAUGGUACGGCCCCACCGGAAGUCCACUCGACACCUGUACUCGCCCUCAUCCUCGGCUCGCACCGGGUCUAUGGUGAGGAUCGCCGGUCUGAUGGAUAUAUUAAGUGUCGCCCUAUUUGUGAGGUCAUCGCUCAGGAAGUGUUGGCCCUGUUUGGUAGGCAUUUGUCUGGCGUCCACUGAGUAUAUGGGACCGCCUGUCGUGUCGCCCCUAUACCACAGAAUCAAUGUUAUCGAGUCGUCUAAAAUAUAUAUAAUUACCAGGCCGCCAGCGCUGGUCAAAUGGUAUCGCCAUAACCAAGUGAUCGAUGACUCGUUUGAGAUCAUUCAAGAGGGGGCGCGAGUCCGCAACGAUCUCACCAUUAAUAAAGUGACCAGGGCUGAUUUAUUCGCCGUGUAUAGGUGUCAAGCCUUCAACACCAACCAUACCGUUCCCAUCGAAGCCAAAGUUAUAUUAGACAUUACGCUGCGACCAUUGAAUGUGGAGAUCAUAGCAAACAACGAGCCGUUAAUCGCCGGCAGAAAAAUCGAUGUCUCGUGUGAGUCGAGUGGCUCUCGACCUAUGGCUCAGAUAACGUGGUAUAAGAAUAAGAGGAAACUCUCGGAGUCGAGGGAGACAUACUCCGAGGACGGGAACGUUACCAAAAGUGUAAUUACAUUGACUCCAGUGCCUGAUGAUAAUGGGGCCCAAUUAGUCUGUAUGGCCAACAACUUUCGCAUCACUAAUGGCUCGUCCAUUGAAGACAUUUGGACGCUAAACGUGUUGUAUGAACCACGAGUUAGUCUCGUGAUGACCGCCACUCAUAAGAAUAGUAUCGUCGCUGAAGGCAACGAAAUAGUCAUGGAUUGCAAGACCAAAGCCAACCCAUCAAUACUGGAUCACAACUGGUUUUACGAGCAAAGGAUGAUUAAAACCGAUUCCCUUAAAGGUAUUGAGAAAUAA
This is a messenger RNA of Oppiella nova, 1882 nucleotides long. Lineage: Eukaryota; Metazoa; Arthropoda; Arachnida; Sarcoptiformes; Oppiidae. The record is from the annotation of a GenBank genome assembly.